AUGGUUAUUAGCAAAGCUAAAUACCAAAUUCGCUUUAGCUUAAAAAACGCUUUCGCAAAAGUGCUUUUUUUAACAAAAGCCAAGCUAAAACGUUUAUAUAAACAAUUUAACCACCUUUUUAUUAAGCGCUUUUGGCAUGUGCUUAACCAAGCAAGCUAUCGAACAAAUUGCAACGUUUUGCAAAUAAUUAAUCGGCUUUUAAGCGCUAUUGGCUUAACAUUUACUUUGGCCCGCUUAACGUGGUAUUUUACGAUGCAAAAACCAAUUUCGCUGCAAGCAAAUUCCAAACGGAAGCAAAGCUUUUUGGAAUUACUUGCCAUUAAGUUUUUAUAA
Molecule: messenger RNA, 333 nt
Organism: Gaeumannomyces tritici R3-111a-1
Lineage: Eukaryota; Fungi; Ascomycota; Sordariomycetes; Magnaporthales; Magnaporthaceae
Exons: 3
Coding region: 1-333 (110 amino acids)
Source: RefSeq, a predicted model, not a curated record